CUCUCUCCUUCCCUUCCGAGGAGCGUCACGCAGUUGUCCAGUGCGCAACAUCUCCUGGAAGCCGGAUCACCGGGGAAUUACCAUCCUAAAGGGAAUAAAAAACAGCAUCAGGAGUCGGAGGAAGAGGAGGUGGAGGAGUCGGAUCACCGCAGCAGCACCACCCGGUUCAGAGUCGUCCAGGGAAGAGGGGUGUCCCCUUGAGAAGCCCGAGCCAUGAGUCGCAGCAUCGUGCGGCAGAGCAAGUUCCGUCACGUCUUCGGCCAGACGGUGAAGGCCGAGCAGGGCUAUGACGACAUCCGCGUGUCCAGGGUGACGUGGGACAGCUCCUUCUGCGCCGUCAACCCAAAGUUCCUGGCGGUCAUCGUUGAAUCCAGCGGCGGCGGAGCGUUCCUGGUCCUGCCCCUCUCGAAGUCGGGUCGUGUGGGCAAGGACUACCCGCUGGUGGUCGGCCACGCCGGGCCCGUCCUCGAUAUCGACUGGUGCCCGCAUGACGACAACAUCCUGGCCAGCGGCUCGGAGGAUUGUACUGCAAUGGUUUGGCAGAUCCCAGAUCAUUCUCUGACCCGCCCCCUCUCCGACCCAGUCGUGAUCCUGGAGGGACACUCCAAGCGUGUGGGCAUCGUCACCUGGCACCCGACCGCACGCAACAUCCUCCUCACUGCGGGCAGUGAUAACCUGGUAAUCGUCUGGAACGUGGGGACGGGCGAGCCUCUCGUCUCCAUGGAUGACCACCCUGACCUCAUCUACAGCAUCAGCUGGAACCGAAACGGCAGCUUGUUCUGCACCACCUGUAAGGACCGACGGCUGCGGGUCUGCGACCCCCGCAAGAGGGAGGUGGUGGCGGAACGUCUGGCUCCGCACGACGGCAUCCGGCCAAUGAGAGCCAUCUUCACCAGAGACGGGAACAUCUUCACCACCGGAUUCACCAGGAUGAGCCAGAGAGAGCUCGGGCUCUGGGACCCGACGAACUUCGAGGAGCCGAUUGCCCUGUUGGAGUUGGACACUAGCAAUGGAGUGUUGUUACCAUAUUAUGAUGCUGAUGCAAACAUGGUCUACCUCUGUGGGAAGGGGGACAGCAGUGUCCGUUACUUUGAGAUCACAGAGGAGCCGCCCUACGUCCACUACCUCAACACCUUCAGCACCAAGGAGCCGCAGAGGGGGAUGGGCUUCAUGCCAAAGAGAGGAGUGGACGUCAGCAAAUGUGAGAUCGCCAGGUUAUUCAAGCUGCUGGACAAGAAGUGUGAACCCAUCACAAUGACAGUGCCCAGAAAAUCGGACCUCUUCCAGGACGACCUGUACCCAGACACAGCCGGGCCCGAGCCCGCCAUGGAGCCCGAGGAGUGGAUGGACGGCCGCGACGAGGACCCGAUCCUGAUGUCCAUGAAGCAGGGCUACGUGCCACCAAAGAGCCGAGAGCUCAAAGUGGCGAAGAAGAACAUGCUGGACUCCAGACCCACCACCCGACGUAGCCUGUCCACUUUGGACACCAACAGCCUGCCACCUCAGUUGCUCGACAGGUUGUUGGAGGAGAUUCAGAAUCUGAAGGCCACAGUCUUGUCUCAGGAGAAGAGAAUCUGUGACUUGGAGAAUAAGCUUUCUCAGUACACCAAUGGCACUGACUGAUGUGCAUGUGAACACACCCUCUGAAGAACUGGUCUGAAUUUCGUAGUAACACAUUUCCGCUGAGCUGUCGAGGACCCGCUCUCCUACAUACUCAGAUAACACUGUUGUCCCUUGAAAUGGGCCUUUUAGGGCAGGAAUGUGGACAAUCUAGAUGCAAACUGACUGUGUAACACUUUUUAACAAAACACAUCCGUAUCUCAAACCCUUUCUGAGGCUGAUUCAGCAUAAUCCCCCCUCCGGUUUUAUCAUAAUGUACCUUUAAUGCUACUGCAAAGAUAUUUUGAAGCAUUUACACCAGUUAAAGUGAUUUGACAAGGGUGCACAAGUGCACUGAAGAGGCUGCAGGUUAGAGGGACAUGUGCAAGUAGUGAUGAAGGUGUAAAGUAAGUGGACGCUGUUAUAACUUUUUUAAAUCAGUUUCUUCUAAAAGUAUCAACAAUGGGAUGGCUUUUUUUGUGUGUGUAAAUUUAAUCUUCAAACUUUUCCAUUUACAUGUAUACAUACUGGUACCACCAUUAACAUGCUUACGAGAGCAGUUUGUUUCUCAACACAUGUAUUCGCUUCAUGACCCCUGACCCGUGUCCCAUAAUCAAUGAACAGUUGAUUUAAAUGAGCCCCUUUGAAAACGUUUCAAAUGUAAAUAGUGAAAAAGGAAACUGGACAGAAAUUGUUGAACAUGUAGCAAAAUGUGAAAAGCAACGCUUGUUUUCUGUAAAGGAUUAUACAUUAGAUACUAUUAUGACAACAAUAA
This is a messenger RNA of Platichthys flesus (European flounder), 2374 nucleotides long. RefSeq names its product coronin 6 (gene coro6). The transcript has 11 exons. The record is from RefSeq and is a predicted model, not a curated record. NCBI's taxonomy places the organism in Eukaryota, Metazoa, Chordata, Actinopteri, Pleuronectiformes, Pleuronectidae. Gene Ontology annotation, molecular function: actin filament binding. The coding region runs from base 214 to 1623 and encodes 469 amino acids. Gene Ontology annotation, biological process: cell migration; actin filament organization.